Messenger RNA from Rhodotorula toruloides NP11, 975 nucleotides. RefSeq names its product Impact-like protein. The record is from RefSeq and is a predicted model, not a curated record. Gene Ontology annotation, biological process: regulation of translational initiation. The coding region runs from base 1 to 975 and encodes 324 amino acids. Gene Ontology annotation, cellular component: cytoplasm. NCBI's taxonomy places the organism in Eukaryota, Fungi, Basidiomycota, Microbotryomycetes, Sporidiobolales, Sporidiobolaceae. The transcript has a single exon.
AUGUCCAAACGAACAGCUUCGUCGACGUCCUUCGGCUCGUCCAACACUCCCUUAGCCAAGCGUACCUCACUCAACGCCUACUUCCCCUCGACAACCGGUCCUCCCAAACCCCCUUCACCCCUCGUCUCCAGCGACCCCCUCACCGACCGCUCAAGCACCUUCAUCGCACACGCCGCGCCAUGCACGAACCACACGCAAGCUCAGACGCUGCAGAACUACGUCCGCAACCUGCGCUCGACGACUCACCCGGUCGAAUGUACACACGAAAUCAUGGCGUAUCGGUGUAUGGGAUUGAAGCCGGGCAAGACGGGCCUGGAUAGCGAGGACGAUUGGAAGGUCGAAAUUAACGGGGACGACGACGGCGAAAAGGGCGGGUCGACGAUCAUCAAGCAAGUCUUGACGCAGGAGGGCGGGGUGGACGUCGCAAUUGUCGUGAGCAGGCUGUACGGGGGCGUCAUGCUCGGCCCCGUGCGGUUCAACCACAUCCGCGCCUGCGCCUCUCAAGCACUCUCGCGCCUCCUUUCAGCCCAGAACCUCUCGAACCUCCUCUCGCGCCUAUCCUCCCUUGACGCCGAAAUCGCCUCUCACUCUUCCUCGCCUACCAAAGCUCCUGCGAAGGACCAGUAUGUCGGACUGGACGAGGCGAAGGCUGAGAGGCUUGUCACGGCGCGGGAGAAGAGGUUGGAGUUGUUGGUCAAGAAGAGGAGGCAGGAGGAGGAGGAGUUGUGGCGCGAGGUUGAGCGGCAGGAGGCGGAAGAGAACUCGGAGCCGGUUGAGCAGCCGGCGGUAGCGGGCGAGGUAAAGGAGGCGGAGGACGGUUCGGUCGAUGCGAACGAGGAGGAGGAGGCGUUGGCGCGGGCGGUCGAAGACGAGGCGGGCGCCCAAGGCGGCGGCUUCCUGCCAGAAGAGGCGGGAGCGGUGGACGCAGAAUCCAAGGAAGUAGCGGGUCAAGCCGGGUUGGCCAACGGGAAAUGA